CAACAAGAAGAAUUAGAGUUAGUAGUGAGAGACAAACCGUGGUGGAAGGUCGUGUGUAUGUGAAGCUAAACAUUUCUGGUGUCGCUGGCAGUGAUAUAUCAAGUGGUGCAUAAUAAUUCUUUUGUGCUUGUGAUUAAGGUAUACGUAAGCUUAUCGCUGCAGUGAUACAUAUCAACUCGACGUAAGAGAGCCAAGGAAGUAGGCAACAAGGCAUACCUGUUAUGAACCUUGCCCUGGCAGUGCAAUGAGUGAUUUCCUACUUGAGUUUUGUGACGGUGGAAUGAUGAUGGACUGCGGUAAAGGUGGUGUGCCUAUUCCCCGAGGUCCAGGGAACAGACCUCCACAGGGCCAUCACUUCCAAAGUCUCUCCACAAUGGUCCUACAGAUGGAUGACCACAGCCCAGUCCCAAAUCAGCAGUCAGGAAACAGCUUAGGCCCACAGUGGGAUAGCAACAUAACCUUUUCUACCCCCAUGUAUCAAGACAAUAGUGGUCUCUCUCCAAUUGGACCAAACUCACCAUCUUUGUGGCCACCUCAGUCUAUGGACCUUGACCUGGAUAUCAAACUGGAGCCAUUAGAUGACCUGCUUGGUGUUGAUGACUUCCUACCAGGUCACACACUUGGCUUAAAUUCAACAGAUGACGCUUUGCUCGAUGAUGUAAACUUUGAUGAUUUACUUAUGCCAGAGCAGUAUACCAGUACAGGAAUUGAUCAACCAAAUUCACCCCUCACCAUGGUGUCAGUGCACCCUGAUGAAGUAUUGGGUGUCAACAAGGGAUUUUCUACACCAACAUCCAAUUACAUGUAUACAUCAUUAUCAUCUCAGCCAAUUAAAGCAGAGAGUACAUCAUUGUUCUCUUUGCUGGCUUCAUCAUUUCCUCCUCAAGGUGGAGGCUGGCGUGAUCCACUUCUCACGUCAUCAUCAUUUCCCGGACAACCGGCCAACAAUCAGCUAGGGAGCAUAGAAGAGUGCCCAGGUUCAAAUCAACAGCAACAAAAUAUAUCUCAGCAGCAUCACAGUUUGAAUCAGGCUUCAGGCUCUACAUCAGCGCUUCAGGAAUUACUCUUGCGAUCCCCGUCUGCCCCACUUUCUCCCAACAGUGUAUCUUCGCAACAGGGUGUGCCAUCACCACAAGAACCUCCCAUGGGACAGUCCGUUCCACGACCUACUUCCCUCUCGGCUGCCAACCCAUUGCUUUCUGCUCGGCUCUCGUCCUCGGCACCUUCUCGAAACUUUUCUUUAGAACAAGCAUGGCAAAGAAGAGAACCAAGACAACACCUUUUGUCAACUGGUUCUUUGGCAGAAGAAUUUGGUGGUUCUGCUUCAUCUCUUAGUACAGUUGGAGGCAUUUUGUCUCCAGGUUGUCACGAUCUGUCCAUAGAUGAAGGUAUUGACUCAGAUGAUGAAUCGGACAACGAACACUAUGACUCCGAGUCUGAUAAUGACUCAGUAGUGAGUGAAGACACAGGCAGUCUCUCAAGUUCUCUGGGGAAGAAAGAGCGAUACUUCUGGCAGUAUAACGUCCAAGCAAAGGGACCCAAGGGGCAGCGUGUGAGCAUUAACCAACAGCAGCGCGACCCUCACAGUUUGCCGACGAUCAUGGAUCCAGUCUUUUCUCCUCUCUGCUCCAUCCAGGGGAUCAAACACAGCUUAUCUUUAACCCACAGCGGAAAGGCCCGGAGGGGUGAUGGCAAUGACCUAACCCCCAAUCCUCGUAAAUUAGUCAACAUUGGCCGUGAGCUUGAGAAACUCAAUAAGACGAUCAAUGAUAUGACGCCAGUGUCAGAACUCCCAUUUAAUGUGAGGCCCAAGUCACGAAAGGAGAAGAAUAAACUGGCAUCACGGGCUUGCCGUCUAAAGAAAAAAGCCCAGCAUGAAGCUAACAAGAUUAAGCUCUAUGGACUAGAGCAAGAGCACAAAGGAUUGAUAUCUUUAAUCGAUGACGCCCGAUCAUCGCUAAUAAGAAAGGUGGAAAUGGGAGCGAGUGGUAAUCUGCCCAACUCUGCAUCACCACACGGACAACUCCAGUGUCCUCCCAGUACGUCUCCCCAGAACUCACAGGCGCACUUAUUGCAGCACUUGGAAAAGCUCGUUAAGAUUAGGAACAAACACAGGAUUGCUGGUCACACAACAGAAUUUGUCAACAGAGUUAUUGAAAACUGUCAAAAUGGAGACUCAAGUGGUGGUUUGAAGGAAAUAACAGAAACCUUUAGCAACACCAACCUGGCAACCAGUCCCUCAUCUGGUGUUAGUGUUGGUGGUUAUUCGCCUCGCUGAACCCUCUCCGACCCACGGAGAAACUCGACAUGCUGCAGUUAAAGGUGCUGACAAAUACCCUUCAUUUUGGCACCCCUCAUGAAAUAAGGGCAAGCAGAUACCCAAGCUUUAAAAUAAUAUUUGGUAAUUUAUCAUUAUCCAUGACUAUUCAUUGUUCAAGAUAGCUUAGAGAUGCAUUAGAUGCCAUUGUUCACAGUGAAACUGUGAUCAUACAUUAUUUCUUAGCCAUGCUUAUAGCACAUGGCUUAUAAGCAAACACAGAAUAGUGUUUUAAUUUCUGUGGAAGACAAGAUCAUGAAGUAAAAAACCAAACAAAGGAAAAAACAAAAAAAAGGGACCUUUUUCUUACUUGGUGAUGAGGCACACCAUGAAGAGGUGGUGAUAAGGUAAGACUAGGCAUGCUCUGUUAGAAGAUGAUAGGGUUAGCCAACGUUAGCUUUCCCGCAUGAGACAUAGGCUGUGACAGUCAGAGGAACGAUUAAAUUGCUACAAAAUAUGGAAUCUAUGUUUGUUGUUAGUUUUAGGCACAUAUAUAUAUAUAUAUACAGGUAUAUAUAUAUAUAUAUAUAUAUAUAUAUAUAUAUAUAUAUUAUACAGUAUAUCCAAUGGGCAGUAUAUUACUCAAAAUUGUAUUCUAUAGAUUUUGUUUGGUUAUCAAUAGUUUGUUGAUAGGGAUUGAGAAGUGAAGGGAGCACAUUUAUUUUAUUACCAAUUUGGUUCUUUAGCCAAAUUCCAUUGCAGCAGCACAUGGCGUUUGACUCGUUUAAAUCCUUUUCACAUUCACUCGAUAUAGUCUUAUUCAUUUCCUUUCAUUUCAUAACUUAAUUUCUUCAACGAUUUUGUCCUGGCUCCCGUUCAUCCCUUAUGUAUAUCCAGUAGUGUCUAUGGCCCAGAACUGCUACUCUGGUCUUUUACCGUUGGAGUGUAAGGCUGGUAGUAUUAUAGCACCGCUUGCAUCCAGGAAAAAAUAUCUAUGCUGGUUUUAAAAUUAACAGUAAAAUAUAAUUGGUAGUUAGAUAAUCAUCCAAAUACUGUUCUGUACAGCUGUUAACGACAAAGAGUAUAAAUACGUUUUUAUAUAUAAGAAUAAUGUAUGGUUUGAUUCAUUGAUUAUAUCAAUGUGUACAUACUGUGUGUAUAUAUAUAUAUAUAUAUAUAUAUAUAUAUAUAUAUAUAUAUAUAUAUAUAUAUAUAUAUAUAUAUAUAUAUAUAUAUAUAUAUAUAUAUAUAUAUAUAUAUAUAUAUAAUUAUGACGGACUAUAAAAUUCGUUGUCUCAGGUAAAUUGUGACACAAUAGUAUAGUCCAAACAACCUAUAUAUAUGGCUAAGUGCUUGAAGUGCAAGAAUUACAAUGUGGUAUAUGAGGACAGAUGGCUAUAUUGUCAUUGAUGAUGUUGGUGCUACAGGUGUGUAGCACAGCUGCCCACGUCCCAGCUCUAACACUGGAAGUCCUAUUAGUAAACUCCAGGUGAGGCAUUUACUGACUAUUUUAAAUAUUAGCACAAGUUAUUGCAAAUCUGUAUUUUUGGUUCCUUAAUAAUAUAAUACUUUUAGCACUGUUUGAAUUUACCAAUAUUUACUCGAGGGCCAAUAUCCAUCUACUGGCCUCGAUGGGGACCGAAAGCCAGUGGGGUGUCAAAGGUCCCCCCCAUUGUUCCUGAUGAUUUUUUCCGACUGGAUUUUGAGUAAUAUAUACUGCCCUGAGGUCCACCAACGCUUGUUCAUUUGGUUAACACUGUUGCCAUUGUGGAGAUAUUGUUGUGUAUUGUGAGUCAAAUGAGAGCAGGAGCUUACUCCAGUUUCAUAUAUUAUAUACAUUUAUUUUUGUUGCAGCUUUGGUGUUUUGUUGAUAUAGACUACAAACUAUUCUUAGUUAAGACUGUAUGUAUGGUGGUCUGUAGCAUUCCUGCUGGUUGGUAUUUAUAUUAUAAGUAAUUUUAAGGUGUAUUAAACUAGACUUUUAAAAUGAAAAAGCAACAGUGAAUGUUUAUGUGCUAGUAGAGGACUUGCCAUACCCGCCCCCCAUGUUUAAUUUGUAUAUUGUCAGUCAUAGAAACAUUAACAUUUCUGAACUGAAGAUAUGAAAUAUGUGAGCUGAUUUUUGUAAAUAUAGUAGACAUUUGGCCUUUUGACUUGUCUGCACACUACAAAGGAAACUUUAUAUGCUAUGUAUCUAAAAUAGACUACUACCUCUACUUACAAUUUUAACUAUCUUUAAUAUAGUUCCAGUGUAUUGUAAAUAUCCAACUAGAUAAUUAUGACGGACUAUAAAAUUCGUUGUCUCAGGUAAAUUGUGACACAAUAGUAUAGUCCAAACAACCUUAAACGUUGCAAGGUAUUACAAGUAUCUUUCCAUGGUUCACCUAUUUGAAAUUGAAUAUCUUUGCUUUGCAGAUACAUUCCUUUCAAUCGGUGAUGGAAAUAAAAAACAAAAAACAAUUGUACCACCCUCUUCAGUGUGUUGGAAACGGUGUGCUCGAUUCCAGGAGAGGCGGAUGAUGUUUUUAAGUCUGUAACUUACAUUGGUUCAAACCCUAUACUAUAUAUGGCAUAAUAUAUUGCUUUUUGUUAGUGUUUGGUAGAUAAAACUUUGUAAUGCUUUAAAGAAAUAUUAAAGAUUUAUUUUAUAAUAGUAA
Procambarus clarkii (red swamp crayfish) is the source of this 4914-nucleotide messenger RNA. RefSeq names its product protein CREBRF homolog. NCBI's taxonomy places the organism in Eukaryota, Metazoa, Arthropoda, Malacostraca, Decapoda, Cambaridae. Gene Ontology annotation, cellular component: nucleus. The record is from RefSeq and is a predicted model, not a curated record. Gene Ontology annotation, molecular function: DNA-binding transcription factor activity, RNA polymerase II-specific; RNA polymerase II transcription regulatory region sequence-specific DNA binding. Gene Ontology annotation, biological process: response to unfolded protein; regulation of transcription by RNA polymerase II.